Messenger RNA from Schistosoma haematobium, 2966 nucleotides. RefSeq names its product Laminin subunit gamma-1. The transcript has a single exon. The record is from RefSeq and is a predicted model, not a curated record. Lineage: Eukaryota; Metazoa; Platyhelminthes; Trematoda; Strigeidida; Schistosomatidae. The coding region runs from base 897 to 1364 and encodes 155 amino acids.
AGUCACUUGAAGCUAGACCACUAUGGAAAACCUGGAAACACUGAAUGACCGUUUUAUCCUCAGCAGUGCAUAUCCACCAUCCCACCUCGCGAGAUUCUCUGACCAUCAUAUGCUCACCAAUAACUGUCUUCAAGAGGUAUUUCCUAAAGUUCUACUGAGAAGAAGUGACCAAUGGAGUUCAACUUGGUCUGUUGUGAGAUAGUCACUCACUAAUGACAAUGGUGGACAGUGGCGCAAUUUCAUGGAUUGGUUGAGGUUAGACAUUAACACUAUUAGAUGCUGGCUCAGUGAUAUUGACGUUAAGCAUUCGAGUGUGAGACCAAAGAUCGUUGGUUCGAGUCUUACAUGUGAGAUCGUGGAGACGUACUGCUAAAGACUCCGUUAUUAAGAUGAAACGUUCAACCAAUCCUUCCAAGUUUUCAAUAUUAAUCUAGUUUACAUCAACUCAUCAAUUUCAAUAGUUUCUACAUGUCAUUUUUACAUAAAUAAAAUCAUCAUUUUCCAACAAAAAAAAGAACAGAAACUAUGGUUAAUUAUUUUUCAUCAAAUCGAUAUGUUGUUUUUUGUUGCUAACUCGAUCGAUUAACUGUCUAAUGAGUCAUCGAGAAUAAUUUAAAAGAAACAAAGAAAAAAAACCCUGAUUCAAUGAUUAAUUAUUGAAAAAUUGAUUUCUUCUGUCCUCCCCUCUCCCUUCUUACCCCCCUCUUCCCGAAAAAAAUAUGCAAAAUUAAGUUUGUUUUGUUCUUAAGAGUAUAUGAUGAUUAUGGAAUAUGAUUUGCCAAAUUUAGAUACACUGAAUUAUACAAUCGAUAACAGACUUGUUCGAAGUAAAGGCUGGUGUAAGGCAAGGUUGUUAAAUCGCACCCUAUCUCUUUCACCUGGUGAUCAACUGGAUUAUGAAGAGGUCAACAUUUGGGGGAAAGGAUGGGAUACAGUGGAUAGCUUGGAUGCAGUUGGAUGAUCUAGACUUCGCAGAUGAUCUGGCCCUUCUAUCCCAAACGCAACGACAAAUGCAGGAGAAGACGAACAGUGUGGCAGCAGCCUCAGCAGCAGUAGGUCGCAACAUACACAAAGAGAAAAGCUAUAUUCUCCGAUACAACACAGCAUGCAACAAUGAAAUCAAAUUUGAUGGAGAAGAUUUAGAAGAUGCUAAAACUUUAACAUAUGUGGACGGCAUCACUGUCGAACACGGUGGAUCUGAUGCAGAUGUGAAGGCUUGGAUCGGCAAAGCAAGAGCAGCAUAUUUACAAUUGAAGAACAUCUGGAACUCAAAACAACACUCCGUCAACCAACGCCAAAGUCAGAAUCUUCAAUACAAAUAUCAAAACAGUUCUACUGUAUGUGGCGGAAACCUGGAGACCUAAGAAAGCCAUCAUCCAGAAUAUACAAGUGCUUAUUAACAGUUGUCUACGCAAAAUACUUCGGUUCUGUUGGCCGGACACUCUCAGCAGCAACCUACUGUGGGAAAGAACAAACCAGAUCCAGUGGAGGAGGAAAUCAGGAGGAAUUGCUGAAAAUGGAUAGGACACACAUUGAGGAAAGCACCCAACUGAUUCAUAAGGCAAGCCCUCAAUUUGAAUCCUGAAGGCCAAAGAAUUUGAGUGGAAGUCCAAAGAACAGAUUAUGCGGAGAAAUGGAUACAGACGGAUAUGAGAAGUAUGAUCAAGAAUUUGAUAGAACUGUAAGGAAAGGCGUAGGACAGAGUGGGUUGGAUAAUGGUAGUUGGCUGCAUAUGCUCUAUUGAGGGCAACAGAUGUAAGUUUACAAAUAAGUAAGACUUUUACGAUCCGUCUCAUCCAGAGUUUCUCCACCAAGUGUGAUCGAGUUGAUGUUCUUCGUGUUGUAUUUGAGGAUCUUGUUUUUUCCUUUGUGUAUGUUGAGACAUACUACUGCAAAGGCUGGUGUCACGUUUUUUUUUCUUGACCUGCACUUGUUGUUGUGUGUGGGAAUCUGUAAAGUCCAGUUGCAUCCUGGCUUUCCAUUGUAUUCUGUUCUUCUUAUUAGAUGUGGACGUGUCCAUAAUCCAGACAACCACUAGAAGAAAGAAAACAUGAUGAACAAGCUGCUGAGACACUCAGAUUAGUAACCACACUGAAAUUCGAUCAACACCAAAAAAUAAACGAAUAUUGCAUUAGUGAUUACUCAGUGAUCAGUCAAUAUGUGCUAUCCCUCUUCAAUCGUCGUUUACGAUUAAUGAAAGGAAUACAGCCAGAUAACUUGCACUUGCGUUUUAUGCUACUUUUGUCGACAGACAUAUGUAGUAUCUAACACCAAUUAGAAGUGGAUUGCACGCCUUAGUAGAUUGGGAAGAGUCAAUUGAAGAAAACAGAUAGGGAACCUGAAAUUAAUUAUAAUAACAACGGAAUUGAAAGAGUAAUGGAACAUUUAAAGGACAACUAAUGGAAGAUGAGCAAAUUAUGUUUUUGAUGUAUGGUUUUCAUAUUUUACGAAAGCACAUUAGAUUGGUAUCCUCUACCUUAGUGUUCCUUCACUACACACCUACCGACACGGUGCAGUUCAGCAGUCACUGACUUCACUGUUUAAUGCUACGUGUUCGAUUGCUCGCCCCCAAAUAUCACUGCACCGGCUAACAUCACGUGUUGAGGCGGCCAGUAGUUAGGGUAGAUGUAAUAUAUUUCUCAACAAUUCACAAUGAAUUAUUGAAGGUAAUAAUGGAUAAUUAUGAAUUAUUAAGUCAAAGAAUUCGGAAGUCUGUGAGGUUCACUGAUGACAAUGACCGAUUAAUCAUUACCGUAUUUCAGAAAUGUAAUAAGGUUUGGAAAUAUGGAUCAUCUUGUUCCGAUUAGUUGAGUUGAAGAUUACGACAACAAAUGUUCAUGAGGUCGUUGACGUAUGCUGCUCUUGUUUUACCGAUCCACGUCUUCAUAUCUACAUCAGAUCCACCGUGUUUAUUAAUGCUGCUGCCCGAAUAUGUAAAGGUUUUUCCAUCUUCCAAAGUUUACUGG